Molecule: messenger RNA, 1530 nt
Organism: Vespa mandarinia (Asian giant hornet)
Lineage: Eukaryota; Metazoa; Arthropoda; Insecta; Hymenoptera; Vespidae
Source: RefSeq, a predicted model, not a curated record
ACCUCUUCGAUUUCUGUGUAUCGCGUGACCUACGAAACCGUGUGAAGAAGCGUGCGAUCGUGAAAUAGAAAAACUUCUUUUGUGCUUUCUCAAAAAUCGCGUACACUCGCGAUCCUGCUGCUACGCUUCUGAAAGUUUAUGGCCGUUGGUACAAAAUGGACCAAGAUGUUACAAGAUUCAUAUACUUUAUAUUUUUGACAACGCUUUUAAUCGAUUUAGGAUCAUCUACACAUUAUUUAAAAUAUAUCGAAUAUAAUAUAGAACAUGGGAAGGAUUGUCAUACAAUUGGAUCAAAUAAACAGAACAAAGAUUUAGCGGUUAUAGUUAAAAUUACACUUGAUCGUGGAAUCAAUACUGAUACAUAUUGUAAAUUUACUAUUAAAGCUAAUGAAGGAGAUGGCUUGUUUGGUGUAAUACAAAAAAUGACAUUUAGACGUAAUAAAACAGAGUGUGUAGAUUAUGUACAGUUCAAAAGGAGCGACAGUCAAAAAACACAAAAAUUUUGUGGAAAUUUCGAUCGUAACACAACUAAAUAUUAUCCAGUCCCUGAACCAGAAAAUAGCACCUAUGAGCUUGGAUCAUUUUUUUCUGAAAAUCCAUAUUCAGAAUUUGAUAUUAAUGGCAAAUUAGAAACUACAAUAUUUAUUGCCAAAAAGGGAUACUUAUUUGCAGAAAAAGUUCCUACUCUCAGUAUUGUUUAUACACCAUAUAAAAAAUGUAAGGGCAGCACUCCGAUAAAUUAUACAUCAAUACUUUUUGAUUCAUGUAUUUUACAAGAUUACUUUUGCGACGGAUAUCAAAAUUGUGUACUAAAAAUCUGUCGGGAUGAGGAAAACUGUCCAAAUGCCACUGAUAUCAUUAGCAAUACUGGAACAAAAGUAACAGUGGGUGCUGUGACAACAAUAAUUUUGUGUACAAUUCUUUUUGGUGUAUGCAUAUGGGCAUGUAAAAAAAAAGAUUUACUCUUUUGGUCUUCCGAUUGUGCCGGUCCAAGUGCACACUCAUCAUUAUCUAGAUCAGGUGGACAAGAAUCUGGAAGCAUUAAUAAUCCUCAACUUCCAACAGCUCCAAUGUUAGAAGUAGCUGUACCACCUCCUGUGUUAGAUAAAGAUCUUCCACCUAGUUAUGAUUCCUUAUUUCCAGAACAGAAUAAUUCUACUGUGCAGCAGAUGUAAGUUAUCAAUGGAUAACCUUUAAUUUUUUGCAGUAUAUUGCUUAAUGUUUUAAUUAGGUGAUGCUGCUUCUUAAACAAUGUAUGUGUACAAGCAUAUAAGAAGUUAAAAUCAGAAAUACGUCUUAAAAAAUCUAAGGUUAAAUCUUAGAAUUAACAUGAGCAAGGAAAAUGGAGUACAAAUUUCUGCCUAAUUCAUUUUUCAUGUUUUUAAUAUGAAUAGUAAUGUUUAUAACUUUAUACUACACUUCGUUUAGUUUUUGCGACAUAUUUCUGAUAUGGUUUAUACAUAUCCAUAGCUUCCUUGUUUUUUUUUUUUUUUUUUUUUUUUUUAUUAAGAAAUUAAAAAUAUAUAUAUG